CCACAUCCUCCCAGCCCGACUACGAGAGGAGGGGCAGCCUCCUCCACGCCACACACCACCACUCCUCACCGCACGCACGCACGCCUGAGCCGAUCGAGCAGACGCGCGCGAGCCCCGCACACCUCGCCGCGGGCCAUGGCCAUCUCAGCCGCCUCCAGCCUCGCGCUCCACGCGGCCCCGUCCGCCACCCGCCGCCGCAGCGUCGUCGCCUCGGCCUCGGCCGCGCGGUUCGACCGGCGCUCGGCCGUGCUCCUCCUGCUGUCGGCCGCGGGUGCCGGGUCGUCCUUGGCGGCGGUGGCGCCGGCCGCGAACGCCGCGGGCAGCAUCGGGCUGUUCGGCAUCCGGAAGAAGCUGGAGCGGGCGGAGGAGGCCGCGCGGGAGGUGGGCGAGGCGGCGGUGGAAGCCGUGGAGGCCGGCGGGGAGGCCGUGGCGGAGGCCGGCAAGGAGGUCGCCGGGGAGGGCAUGCAGCUGGCCGCCGAGGCGGGGCUCGCCGGCGACGCGCUCGUGCAGGCCGGCGUGGUCGCCGGCGCCGAGGCGCUCGGGGUCCUCGUCGGCUUGUCCGUAGUCAACGGCAUCCUCAAGCCCGAGGCCUAGAGAGCUUGGGCUCGGCACGUGAUGUUUUUGCUGGCCCAUCCGGUGUUUGGGUUUAGUGCUUACAGAAGGAACUGGCUAUCAUUAUUUGUUCAUGACUUUGUGGUGUGAUAUAUUUUAGUAUGAUUUUAUAGAGUGAUGGAUGCUCAUGGUUCAACUAUGUUAUGUACGGAGUAGUAUGCAACAAGAUCAUGCAAAUUGCUUUGUAGGGAA
Messenger RNA from Aegilops tauschii subsp. strangulata, 804 nucleotides. RefSeq lists its product as uncharacterized. Gene Ontology annotation, cellular component: chloroplast thylakoid. The record is from RefSeq and is a predicted model, not a curated record. NCBI's taxonomy places the organism in Eukaryota, Viridiplantae, Streptophyta, Magnoliopsida, Poales, Poaceae.